AUGGCAGAAGAGUACCGGAUACGUCUGGUAACCCUAGGGGCCGGAGGAUCCGGUAAAAGUUCAAUAGUGAAGCGGUUCCUGUUCAAUUCUUUCUGUGAAAAACAUCGUCCCACCGUGGAAGAUCUAUACUGCAGGGAAUUUGACUUGGAAUCUAUGACCCUGAAAGUCGAUAUCCUAGACACCGCUGGAGAUUUCCAGUUCCCAGCCAUGAGAAGACUUUCUAUUGCCACUGCACAUGCGUUCCUCCUUGUAUACAGUAUAGACAGCAUCGAAUCUUUCAAUAUAAUAAAAGAUUGCUUUCAAGAAAUUAGGGAACAAAAAUCCGAUUUCCAAGAAGUACCCAUAGUUGUUGUCGGCAACAAAACUGACCUAGGAGAAGACAAAAGAGCUGUUCCUAAAGAGGAUGCUGCCGAGUGGCUUUUCUGCGAAUUACCUCGUCUUAGGGCAAAAAUCCUGGAGUGUUCUGCAAAAGAAAACCACCAUAUCAAAGAAAUAUUCCGAGCUUUUCUCCAGCUCUCCAAAUUGCCACUUCCAGCCGAGGGUCUGAGGAGACGCUCCAGCGCUCAUGCAACAGCAGCUUCCAGCUCAAACGGAGCUUCCAACAGGUUGCAGUGUCCAUCGGAGACUUCUGAAGAUGGUUCGCCCGUGCAACAGCAGCGAACCUUCAAGCCACGAAGUCGGAGUCUCAUCAGACGCACCAGCAAAAAAGUGCAGAAGAUGAAAGACGCUGCUGCCACUGCAGCCCAUGGCACAACGGCCAACAUCGAUGACUGCUGCAUAUCUUGA
Uloborus diversus is the source of this 786-nucleotide messenger RNA. Its product is annotated as GTP-binding protein Di-Ras2-like. The record is from RefSeq and is a predicted model, not a curated record. Bases 1 to 786 code for a protein of 261 amino acids. NCBI's taxonomy places the organism in Eukaryota, Metazoa, Arthropoda, Arachnida, Araneae, Uloboridae. The transcript is spliced from 2 exons. Gene Ontology annotation, molecular function: GTPase activity; GTP binding.